AUGUCCACGAGCAGCGGAGCGCCAGAUGCCAACGCCGAUAUGUUGCUGAGGAUUGAGAGAAUACAGAAUCACAAGAACGUACAGGGGUUGGUCCUAAUAAAUGCUGAGGGCAACCCCGUACGUUCGAAUAUGGACAAUUCCACAUCGCUGCAGUAUACUCGUCACACUGAGGAGCUGAGAGCUAUCACACAGCAUGUUAUUCGAGAUCUUGACCCAGAGGACGAUUUAAUCGUUCUUCGAAUUAGGACACGUCUCAACGAAAUAAUGGUUCUUCCAGAACUAAACAACAACAGUAAUUACCUCUUUUAUGGUCAUAUAAGGGAAUCUUUCGUCACCUACUUUGAUAUCAUUGAGCGUUUGACGGGCAUAAAUCGCUCCAGUCAUGCUAUUGGAUGUCUAGUUGUUAUUAUUGUGGUGCUCCUGAGUAUCCUCUGA
Dibothriocephalus latus is the source of this 435-nucleotide messenger RNA. The record is from the annotation of a GenBank genome assembly. Lineage: Eukaryota; Metazoa; Platyhelminthes; Cestoda; Diphyllobothriidea; Diphyllobothriidae.